Molecule: messenger RNA, 862 nt
Organism: Pocillopora verrucosa
Lineage: Eukaryota; Metazoa; Cnidaria; Anthozoa; Scleractinia; Pocilloporidae
Product: PCNA-associated factor
Biological process (GO): regulation of cell cycle; translesion synthesis
Cellular component (GO): nucleus
Molecular function (GO): chromatin binding
Source: RefSeq, a predicted model, not a curated record
CGUGAAGUGAGAUAAAAAGGCGCGCAUAUUCGAAGUUGAUAUUUCGACGUCGGAGUUCACCAUUUCCACGCGUUAGGUUUACUAGCAGCUUUGCAAAAUGGUACGAACGAAAGCAGACAGUGCAGGAAGGAAAGCUGUUGGUGCCAAAGCUCCUCGCAAACAGUUUGGUGCUUCAUCAUCAUCAUCGGUUGGUUCACCAAACAACUCAGGAGGAGGCAAGAACAAGAACAGCGGAGGAAAUCCUGUCAAGUGGUGGCCAUCCCCCAAAUGGCAAAAAGGCAUUGGACAGUUCUUUCCUAAAGAUGGAGCAAGUAAUGAAGAUUUCUCUGAAAAACCACAGGCAGCAGAGGCAAACAGUUACCCAGGGGCCUCCUCUGAAGAAUUGGGACUAGAUGGAGUUAAACCAAUUCAUGAGGACUGAACAACAACCAAUAUUAUCAAUCAUAAAAUUUCAUGAUGUGUUCAUCAUUUGAACAGUUUCAUGAGCGUGCAACUAGUGACAUUGAUCAACUGAUAUCAAUAAAGGCAUAUAUUAUUGUACAGUGAGGAGUCUAUAUAGUACAUUAUGAGGUAAGUUUUUUCUUUUGAAGCCAAGUAUUAUUUUUUUUUUCUCUGUCAAAGCAUCAUAUGUCACACGCAAUUAUCAAUUUCAACAUCUUUCUAUCAUGGACAACUGCACUCAGAUGUGUUUACCACUGCAUUGUAAUUUAUGUAUUUAUUUCACUUGAAGACUUCAAUUGUUUCACUUAGAAUUGCCAUGUAUUCUGCUGUUUAACUAUUCUGUAAUGUAUUUUGUCAUCUGAGUAGUACUGUCAAAUACCUUGUUACUGUACAUAUUAAAUAUAACAUAUUUCAAACACAA